This is a messenger RNA of Lodderomyces beijingensis, 597 nucleotides long. The record is from the annotation of a GenBank genome assembly. Lineage: Eukaryota; Fungi; Ascomycota; Pichiomycetes; Serinales; Debaryomycetaceae.
AUGCUAGCUCGACUUGGCAAAAGACUACUCCACACCUCCCGCCCCAUCAGCAAAAACAUAACAACGCGAGCAGAAAUCACUCAACUACUAAACACACCAACAUGGUCAAUCAAACACUACUUCAGAAACGUGCCCCGCACAAGCCCCAUCUCGACGGAAGCAGCACGGGAAAUCUUUGAAAAAAUGAUGAAGCUUUCAGGUUUGAACCCCUUGCAGCUGUACAGUGACCCCAAGCUGCAACAAUUGAUCCAGUCGCUCAAGUUGCAGAUGAUGUUCAUCAGACACUUGUAUGAAGAUGACUGUGCUGCUGAAGAUGACAUUGACCGCGAUGACCGCGAUGAUGCUCCGGAUGAAGUCGGGGCAAGUGAGAGCCAAUUGAGUAAUGGUGGAAAAGGCGUGGGAAAUGAUGUAGAUGAUGACAUGAUGCGGAGUGAAGGUGGUGGCAACGACGUGGUGUUUCGGUUGAUUGCGAGCGACCAUUUGCCUCCUGCGCCGUUGCUGCUUGCGCAGUUGUUGGCGAUGGUUGACGCGGUUGGCGAGGGCGUUGAUGCUGAAAAGGGGGAAAUUGGCUUUUGUUUGGACGAUUUGAAACGGUGA